This is a messenger RNA of Vanderwaltozyma polyspora DSM 70294, 1650 nucleotides long. It is a transcript of the gene SKN7, whose product is annotated as kinase-regulated stress-responsive transcription factor SKN7. The transcript has a single exon. Gene Ontology annotation, molecular function: sequence-specific DNA binding; DNA-binding transcription factor activity; phosphorelay response regulator activity. The coding region runs from base 1 to 1650 and encodes 549 amino acids. NCBI's taxonomy places the organism in Eukaryota, Fungi, Ascomycota, Saccharomycetes, Saccharomycetales, Saccharomycetaceae. The record is from RefSeq and is a predicted model, not a curated record. Gene Ontology annotation, biological process: regulation of DNA-templated transcription; phosphorelay signal transduction system.
AUGUUGGGCAGUAAAGCCAAUUUGGAUACGAAAUUUAGUGCUUUAAAGACUGCUAAAACUGUGGUAACAGGAACAACUUUAGAUUCAAAUUCACAUCCAAACUCAAAUGAAAUUAAAACUGAUACAGAUAAUGAAUUAAGCAUGUUAAACUCAACCAUUAAUAGUAAUAAUAGCGGUAACACUAAUAGUAAUAUCAAUAGCAAUAGUAAUAAUAACAGUAAUAGCAGUAAUAGUAAUAGUAAACCACAAUCGAAUGAAUUUGUACGGAAGAUUUAUGGUAUUUUAGAAAGAGGUGACUAUCCUGAUAUAGUUAGAUGGACAGAAAAUGGUGAUAGUUUUGUAGUUUUAGAUACUGGUAGCUUUACAUCACAAAUAUUACCAAACCAUUUUAAGCAUUCAAAUUUUGCAAGUUUCGUAAGACAAUUAAACAAAUACGAUUUCCAUAAAGUUAAAAGAACUCAAGAAGAAAGAAAGGCUUGUCAGUAUGGUGAAUUAAGUUGGGAAUUUAAUCAUCCUUUAUUUAAAAGAAAUCAAGAAGCAAAUUUAGAUAACAUUAAAAGAAAAGCUGCAACCCAGAAGAAAGUUUUAGUAGAUGAAAAAAGUCUAUUAUUAAAUAAAGCAGAUGGUACUCAAGCACUUGAAAAUGAGUCUGCAAUGAAUUUAAUUUUAAAUAAUACUGUGAAUUCAGAAAGUUUUACUCAAUUAAAGAAAAAAGUGGAAAAGCUUCAUAAAGAAAUUGAUAGUUAUAAAAAGGAAAAUGACAAUUAUAAAAUCGAACUGGAAAAAUUAAAUAACAAAUAUUAUACCGUUCUAGAAAGUUUAUUAACUUUUAAAACUGUAAAUGAUAAUUUAAUCGGUAAUUUUAAUACAUUAUGUCAAAUUUUAACAAGUCAAGGUAUUGACCUACCUCAAUCAAUUCAAUAUAGCUCCCCGCAAAAGGAUUUGAAAUUAUUAACUACUGAAAGUUCUACUCAAUCAUUGGUAAAUGCUCAAGAUUCAACAUCACAAAGUACUCCAGAUAAUGUACGAAAUGUACAAGCACCUACUAAUGUUCCUAUCCCAGAUGUUAUAGGAGGAAGUGCUGAUAUAAAUUCGAAAAAUGAUGAUAUCGGUGAUGUAGAUUCUAAUGAAUUAAAGAAAGGUUUCCAUGUCUUACUUGUAGAAGAUGACGAUGUAUCGAUUCAGUUGUGUUCAAAGUUUUUAAGAAAAUACGGUUGUACUGUUCAGGUCGUGACCGAUGGUCUCGCCGCCAUCUCGAUACUAGAAAAGUUUAGAUUCGAUUUGGUGCUGAUGGAUAUAGUUAUGCCUAAUUUAGAUGGUGCUACUGCAACUUCAAUUAUAAGAAAUUUCGACAACCGUACUCCGAUUAUUGCUAUGACUGGUAGCAUCGAACACCAAGAUUUGAUAACGUAUUUACAACAUGGUAUGAAUGACAUUUUAGCAAAGCCAUUUACUAGGAAAGAUCUGUAUUCAAUAUUAAUAAGAUAUUUGAAAGACAGGGUACCGAUAUCAGACCAAAAGAAUCAAUUACAACAAGAGCAGACAUUUGAUAACGUAAGGAGGAGUCCAGAAGUACAUGAGGAUUCCCAACAACAAAAUAUUCCGGUAAUGAUGAAUGAUGGACCUCCAUUGAAAAAGACAAGACUGUAA